This is a messenger RNA of Aspergillus bombycis, 1068 nucleotides long. It is a transcript of the gene tom40, whose product is annotated as TOM complex pore protein TOM40. The record is from RefSeq and is a predicted model, not a curated record. The transcript is spliced from 3 exons. Gene Ontology annotation, cellular component: mitochondrial outer membrane; mitochondrial outer membrane translocase complex. The coding region runs from base 1 to 1068 and encodes 355 amino acids. Gene Ontology annotation, molecular function: transmembrane protein transporter activity. Lineage: Eukaryota; Fungi; Ascomycota; Eurotiomycetes; Eurotiales; Aspergillaceae. Gene Ontology annotation, biological process: protein import into mitochondrial matrix.
AUGGCCGAAUACCUAGCUUCUCCUUCCUUUCUCACGGAUAAUUCCGUCGCUGCUGUCAUAAAGGAUGCAUACACUUCUUUCUCAGAGCGAAGGGCGGCUCUCGGUCUGCCAAAUCCCGGAACCGUGGAUAACAUCGCUAGGGAAGUGCAGAAGGAGGUCUUGCUGUCCAAUUUUAUGUUCUCGGGUCUCCGUGCAGACUUAACGAAGGUCUUUGGCAUGUCUCCUCUGUUCCGUGUGUCUCAUGCGUUCUCCAUGGGCUCGUCGGGGAACCUGCCUCCCUAUGCUUUCUCGGCCAUGUAUGGAAGUCCAAAGGUUUUCAUGCAAGGUAACUUCGGAAGCGACGGCGCACUCGCCGCUGUCGGCAACUAUCGUUGGAGCCCAAAGCUUGUCACCAAGACCAACACCCAGAUCAUGGCUGGCGCCAGCCAGGGUCUUAUGCAGAUCGACAAUGACUACACCGGCGAUGACUUCUCGGCUUCGAUCAAGGCCUUCAACCCAUCCUUCUUAGAUGGGGGUCUUACUGGCAUCUUCGUCGGAAGCUAUCUCCAGUCCGUUACCCCCAGCCUCGCUCUUGGAUUCGAGGCUAUCUGGCAGCGCCAGGCUAUGAACACUCGCCCAGAAACUGCGAUAUCCUACAGCGCCCGGUACAAGACCAAUGACUGGAUCGCCAGUGCCCAGCUCCAGGCUCAGGGCGUCUUCACAGCAUCUUACUGGAAGAAACUCUCUGAGCGUGUUGAGGCUGGUGUUGAUAUGAACCUGCAGUUUGCGCCCAACGCAGCUGCAGCUCUGAUGGGCGGUCCCAGCAGAGAUGGCACUACUGCCAUUGGUGCCAAGUACGACUUCCGAGCAUCCACUUUCCGAGCUCAGGUCGACAGCGCCGGAAAGGUUAGCUGCUUGCUUGAGAAGCGGAUAGCGAUGCCCAUCUCUCUUACGUUCGCCGGUGAGAUUGAUCAGGCUAAGCAAUCGGCUAAACUCGGUCUUGCUGUGUCCCUUGAGAUCGCUGGCGAGGAACUGAUGGAGCAGCAGGAGAAGAUUGAAGCCCAGGGCAUGGUUCCUCCACCUUUCUAG